Molecule: messenger RNA, 1533 nt
Organism: Python bivittatus (Burmese python)
Lineage: Eukaryota; Metazoa; Chordata; Lepidosauria; Squamata; Pythonidae
Gene: IGFBP6
Product: insulin like growth factor binding protein 6
Biological process (GO): regulation of insulin-like growth factor receptor signaling pathway
Cellular component (GO): extracellular region
Molecular function (GO): insulin-like growth factor II binding; insulin-like growth factor I binding; fibronectin binding
Source: RefSeq, a predicted model, not a curated record
CGGCGGGCGGCGACCCCCCCGAGAGCGAUCAUAAGGCUACUUGCGACGACGAGAAAGCCUGCGGGGCCCGGGCGGCGGGCGAGUCCUGCGGCGUCUACACGCCCAGCUGCGCCCAGGGGCUGCGCUGCGUCCCCCGGCCUGGCGAGCGCACACCUUUGCGCGCCCUGCGGCGCGGGAAGGGCGUUUGUUUGGCGGCGGCCGCGUCAGCCAAGAAGGGAGGCAGCAAGAACCAGACGGAGAUGGAGCCCGUUGCAGGUGAUGGCAGAAGGGAAAAUUACCAGACAGAUAAUUCAACUCCAGAACCUCUCCCCCUUCAGAUUCAAGACCCGUUGCCGGAUGUCAUUGUGGCCAAACCCCAGCUACAACAGCUCCCCCUAAAUAAUGGUGUUAAGCAGGAAUUUGAUACGGCUCCUUGUCGCAUGCAUUUGGCAGCCAUCCUGCAGGAGCUGAAGGCCCCCCUCUACCUGAAUGGCGAAGAUAUCUUCAUUCCCAACUGUGACACCAGAGGCUUUUAUAGGCGGAAGCAGUGCCGGGCCUCCAAAGGGCAGAAGAGAGGCCGGUGCUGGUGUGUGGAUAAGAGAGGCCAUCGAUUGGAGGGGCUGGAAGAGAGCCCCCUCUGCCUGCUUGCUAACAGUGACUGAGGAUGCAGGAAGAAAGGAGGCCAGCGUGGUCCAGCAGCAGGACUCUUGACUGAGGGGACUCGUCCUAUUAGAGCAGUUAUGGAAAAUGUUUGCUUGUAACUUAUUGCACAGUUGUUGCCUUGCUGGGAUCCUGCCUUCCCUGGGAUAACUUUGGAGCUGUUACUGUGUCUGAUAAUACCCCACCAAAGAAUGGAGGCUGAGUUGGCUGCCUCGGAGAAACAGCAGAUUGGGGUCUUCUAACUGCGUGACUGAAGAGGCUGUGUUCAAUAAGCUACCAAUGGCUGCAUUACAGCAAUAAUGCUGGCACCUGAAUCAAUUUUCUUUGGUUGAUGUGACAUCUAUCCUAGGUGCUGAUACCAGUAAAGGGAGCAGGAAUAGCCAGUUCCUGGAGGUGCAGUAUGUAUACUUCGACUACCUUCUAUAAAAUGCCUAGGGAGAGACCGGGAUUUAUCUUAAACAUCCUACCAAAGUAGAUGUGUUUUGUGGAAGGGAUUUUAACAGCAUGACCGUAGUACCCAUUAAGGGCAACAUAGGAGGAAGUAAAAUUGAAUUUGGCCAGGUUUUCACAUGGCCUACAUCUACAAUUUAAGCAAGAGAGUGAAAGUGCUGCAGGAUACUGGAAACGAGGUUUAUGGAACUUCUAGCUGUAGCUUUCAUGUUGUCGCACACUCUCCCCUCUGUUCUACUUCAUGGCUCUCCCCCAGCAUAUCCUGUAAAGAGCUCUCUGGAUGACAGGAAAACCUGAAGCUGCCUUCCACACGAGAAGCAGCGGAUGAUGGAUUGCCUCUAUUUGCCAUAACAUGCUUUAAUUUAAUGUGUUUAAACAGAUAGGUCUCAAUUUCUAUAUGUUUUACUAUCCUUGAUUUCAAUAAAUCUGAUGAUUAUGCCACCA